CAGCCAUAGCUGCAUCGGAAAGAAAACGAAAAGCGAAAUUCAGUUGCAGCUACAGAAGCAGGACAAUGGCGGAGGAGUGGAUUUUAAGCUCAUCGAUAAAUCCUAUCUCUGUUUCAAUCGUCGUAGGUAUUCUCCUGAUCCUCUUUAUCUGGUUAAGGAAAUCUCCAGGCAAAACUCCUCCAGGUCCAAAGGGAGUCCCGAUUUUCGGCAAUCUUCUCCAGCUCGGCGAUUUGCCUCACGAAACUAUGCACAAAUGGCGGAAAACCUACGGCCCUGUCUUAUGGCUCAGGCUCGGCUCCGUCGACACUAUGGUGGUGCAGAAUGCGGCUUCGGCGGCGGAGCUCUUCAAGAAACACGACCUUCCCUUCGCCGACAGGAAGGUCCCGGACGUCCUGACCGCCUACGACUUCAACCAGGGAACUCUGGGCAUGAACCAGUUCGGCGGCCACUGGCGGGUGCUCCGGCGCAUCUGCUCCAUGGAGUUCCUAGUCAACAAACGGAUGAACGAGACGACGGAGCUGAGGCAUCGGAUCAGGGAAAACAUGGAGGGAUGGAUCCUGGAAGAGUCGGCGGCGUCACUCGGCGCCGGCGGCGAGGGCGCCGUGCAGCUCAGCCGUUGCCUUUUUCUCAUGGCCUUCAACCUCAUGGGGAACCUGAUGCUGUCCCGGGACUUGCUGGAUGUGAAGGACCCAGAGUCCCGGGAGUUCUUCGACUGCAUGAAUAAGGUCCUGCAGCUGUCGGGAACACCCAACAUCGCCGACUACUUGCCGUAUCUCAAGUGGAUGGAUCCCGCCGGGAUGAAGCGCAAAAUGAUGCAGAAUCUCAGCCGUACGAUGAAAAUCGCUUAUAGAUUCAUCAAGGAGAGGCACGACGACAGAAACGCCGGUAAGGUCCGGGAGAAGAAGGACUUCCUCGACGUGCUGUUGGAGUAUAAAGGCGACGGGAAAGACGGCCCCGACAGGAUCACCGAGAAGAACGUCAACAUUAUCAUUACCGAAAUGUUCUUCGCCGGAUCGGAAACGACGAGCAUAACCAUCGAGUGGGGAUUCACGGAGCUUCUGCGGAACCCUAGCGCUUUCCAGAAGCUUCGAGAAGAAUUAGACAGCGUGGUGGGCGUGGGGAGACGGGUAGAAGAAAGAGACAUUGAAAAGAUGCCGUAUCUUCAGGCCGUCGUGAAAGAGACUCUUCGGCUGCACCCGGCGCUGCCGCUGCUGCUCCCGAGGAACACCAUGGAAGAUACGACCUACCUCGGGUACAGGAUCCCGAGGGGGACCCAGGUGCUUGUAAACGCAUGGGCCAUAGGCCGGGACCCGGAGUCCUGGCCCGAUCCGCUGAGCUUCAAGCCGGAGAGGUUUCUGGAGUCCGGCGUGGAGUACAAGGGCCAGCACUUCGAGUUGAUCCCGUUCGGGUCGGGUCGGAGGAUUUGCGUUGGGUUCCCGUUGGCUCACCGGGUGGUGCCCCUGACCCUGGCUACUCUGGUCCAGGCCUUCGACUGGGAUCUCGGCGCCGGAGUGCGGCCGGAGGACAUUGACAGAGAUGAGCGGCUGGGACUCACUCUGAGGAAGAAGAAUCCGCUCUACGUCAUCCCACAGAAGCGCCUCAACGUCAGAAAUUGAUGAUUCCUCGAAGAAAUCGAACUACUUCAAUUAUUACUGCUGUUAUCAUUACCACUUUUAUUGAAAUUUAUUACAGGUGUAAUAUAUUAUAAUAAACGCUAUUUGUAUCUGUACCACUAAUUUCACUUUCAAGCAAUACUGUGUAGAACGAGUGUGUGGCUGUGUGGCUCCAACAAAUAAUUUUGUUAAUUAAAUAUAUUUGCUCAAUCGAA
Molecule: messenger RNA, 1828 nt
Organism: Andrographis paniculata
Lineage: Eukaryota; Viridiplantae; Streptophyta; Magnoliopsida; Lamiales; Acanthaceae
Product: iridoid oxidase-like
Exons: 2
Coding region: 66-1616 (516 amino acids)
Molecular function (GO): heme binding; iron ion binding; oxidoreductase activity, acting on paired donors, with incorporation or reduction of molecular oxygen
Source: RefSeq, a predicted model, not a curated record